Messenger RNA from Thermothelomyces thermophilus ATCC 42464, 1890 nucleotides. RefSeq lists its product as uncharacterized. Bases 282 to 1790 code for a protein of 502 amino acids. Gene Ontology annotation, molecular function: transmembrane transporter activity. Gene Ontology annotation, biological process: transmembrane transport. The transcript is spliced from 5 exons. Gene Ontology annotation, cellular component: plasma membrane. The record is from RefSeq and is a predicted model, not a curated record. Lineage: Eukaryota; Fungi; Ascomycota; Sordariomycetes; Sordariales; Chaetomiaceae.
AAAAAUUUCGAUGGCAUUUGUCGAGGCGUGUCGGCGCUCCUUCUGAUCUGCGUGGUACCAACGAUCUGCACUUCCUAUCAAUUGUGCAGAUUGGUACCGGUUUUUCUUCCCUCCCCUUGUCAACUCUUUCCUUUUCCUUUCCCUUCCUCCGCUCGCCUUGCGCCGUAACUUGCCAAUUCUCCCCCGCCUCGGCCUCGUCCCGACAAAGCCGCGCGGAAGCGUUACAACGAGCAUUGCUGGAUCGAGUUUGCCAGCCCGCGGAAACGCCCGAACUCGCCGCCAUGUCGGAGCUCAAGCAUCCAUCGGACGAGGAGGACACCAAAUAUCCGGCGGCCGGCAAAGUCGCUGUCGGUGGCGAUGCGGCCCGUCAUUACGACUCGGCCCCGGGCUCGGAGGAGGUCGUCUGCCCGCCCCACACCACGGAUCGCCGGAUCACGACCAAGAUUGACGCAUACAUCAUCCCCUUCGUCUCGGUGCUCUACCUCAUGGCCUUCCUCGACCGCGUCAACAUCGGCAACGCCCGCGCCUUCGGCCUCGAGGAGGAGCUCCACAUGGGCGGCGUCGAGUACAACACGGCGCUAACCAUCUUCUUCGUCCCCUACAUCGUCUUCGAGAUCCCGUCCAACAUCCUGCUCAAACACUUCACCCCCCGCGUCUGGCUGUCCAUCUGCUGCAUCGGCUUUGGCUCCGUCACCGUCUUCCAGGGCCUGGUCCAGAACUACAGCGGCCUUCUCGCCACCCGCUUCUUCCUGGGCGCUUUCGAAUGCGUCCUGUUCCCCGGGUGCUUCUACCUGAUCGGCAGUUGGUACCGCCGUGCCGAGGCCCAGAAGCGCUUCUCCCUCUUCUUCUCGUCCACCUCGCUGGCCGGCGCCUUUGGCGGCCUCUUGGCCUCGGCGAUCGGGAAGAUGGACCACAUCCGGAACUACCGGGGAUGGCGCUGGAUCUUCCUCCUCGAGGGCUGCUUCACCGUCCUCUUGGGCGUCAUCUUCCUCUUCACCUUCCCUUCCUUCCCGGAACAGGCGACCUGGCUUCGUGACGACGAGCGCGAGUACGUCAAGGCCCGGCUGCGCGCCUCGCAGGGCGCGAGUGGUGCCGAGCGCAAGAUCAAGCUCAGAGACGUCAAAGACGUCAUGUCCGACUACAAGAUCUGGCUCGGCGGCUUCAUGUACUUCGGCCUCAUCGUACCAGCCUACUCGUACGCCUACUUCGCGCCCACCAUCAUCCAGAGCUACAAGUACGAUCCUAUCACCACCCAGCUGCGAUCCGUCCCUCCCUGGGCCGUCUCGUUUGGCUUCUCCAUGAUCGUCGCCAUCUUGUCAGACUGGGCCAAGCAUCGCUUCUCGUUCAUCAUCGGGUCCAUUUGCAUCGCCAUCUCGGGCUUCGCCGUCCUGCUCUCCGUCCACGAUAACCUGCAGGUUCAGUAUGCGGCCCUGUUCUUGACCUGCAUGGGUACCUACUCGGCCAUGCCCGUCAUUGUGUGCUGGUUCAACAUGAACCUAGGCGGGCAUCACCGGAGAGCCAUCGGGAGCGCCUGGCAGAUUGGCUUCGGUAAUAUCGGCGGUAUCAUCGCGACCUAUUCGUUCGUCAAAGGCGACGCGCCCUUUUACAGGAAGGGCUAUGCCAUCUGCCUCUCGUUCAUCUGCCUCAGCGUGCUAUCUUGUUUUGCGUAUGCCGCGGCCAUCACGUGGGAGAACAAGAAGCGGAGCAAGCAGGUGCACGACCUGAACUUGACGGAAGCUCAGAAGCUGGAUCUUGGGGAUCUGAACCCGGAGUUCAGGUACAUGCUAUGACAUGAAACUCGGACUACUGGAACGGAUGCGACGGGACGUCUAUAAAGAAUCAUUUCCGUGGAGAAAUUUAUAGAACGGAUCCGAACGCACAUAGAGAAAG